AUGCAUGUGUCGCGCACGUCCUCAGUUUCCGAUGAGACCAACGACACAGAGUGUGACUGCAUUCAGAGAGCACAGGGCGGUCAUUGUGACACGAUCCUGGUCAGCUUUGGUUGUGACACUACUUGUGCCCUCGUGCACUCAGGUGAGACACAGAAGCGGCAGAUUGGACCCCAGGCUGUACUGCAGGACGACAACGCCUCGCCACAUCGCGCACGCAUCAUGGGAGACUUCCUGCAGCAGCGAGGACUGACCAUGGUAGACUGCGGCCCUCCCCCGUCCCCCGCCCACACCCAGAUAGACACACUGACCACCACCUACCGCAGUAUCGCCAACGGUACCUGCCAGACCGGAUACCUGGGCACGCCGGAAGAGACGAUCUUAAUCUGUGACGUCACUGGCGUCUGGGUGGGGCUGCUGCCCGUCUGUACAGCCGUGGACUGCGGGCCACCGACCAUUCCGGCACACUCGUCCUGUGACGUAGACAACACGACAUUCGGCAACAGCGCCACCUACAGUUGUCUGGCGGGCUACCAGCGACACUCCGGGGACUGGACUGUCACUUGUGACCACACAGGGACCUGGUCCGGAGACCUCAUCAUCUGUGUUGAAAAAGAUUGCGGCCCUCCCAGCGACCGUGACCUGAGUCAUGUGACCUACACCAACACCAUCUUCCAGUCACGUGCCCAUUACGAGUGUGACAUUGGACACGAGAAGGUGGACGGUGACGUUGAGCGCGAGUGUCAGGCUGAUGCUACUUGGAGCGCGCUAGCGUGUGGUGCCGCCCCUGUGUACUCGGGAGCUCGUCAGUGGUCGCUCAGCUCUUCAGUGCAGCUGGUUUACGGGGACCAGGUGUUCUAUGAGUGUUUCUACCAGGAGGAGGGGAGGGAAAAUCUGAGGUGGUCACUCACUUGUGACGUUGGAAGUCAGUGGACUGGAGAGCCGCCCGAGUGUGGAGCAUCAAGUCCAGUCAAACUGAAGACGUUUGUCCCAGAACCUCUGGAAGCCCCAGGCAGCUGGGCCGUGGGUUUUGCCAUCUUCGGCGUCCUCAUCUCUUUCAUCGUCCUCUUCAUCAUCAUGGACAUUACCACUCUGAAGAAACACUCCAAAUACAUGAAGGCCAACUGUAUCGCCUUCAGGAAGCUGUCUCUGAAGGCAUGGCGUCACAUCCGCACCACAAUGGCCGCCCUGAAGCGUCCCAAGCAACCACCAGGUGACCCCGCACGUGACCUAAUAGGAGAGGCCGUGGAGCACGGGGCCAUUAAGGCCCGGUCAGUGUCCAGCAUCUCGGCCAACCUGCCCGUUGUGGAGCAGACGACAGCUUGA
This is a messenger RNA of Aplysia californica (California sea hare), 1323 nucleotides long. Its product is annotated as CUB and sushi domain-containing protein 3. The transcript is spliced from 8 exons. The record is from RefSeq and is a predicted model, not a curated record. Lineage: Eukaryota; Metazoa; Mollusca; Gastropoda; Aplysiida; Aplysiidae. Bases 1 to 1323 code for a protein of 440 amino acids.